This is a messenger RNA of Cladocopium goreaui, 4095 nucleotides long. NCBI's taxonomy places the organism in Eukaryota, Dinophyceae, Suessiales, Symbiodiniaceae. The record is from the annotation of a GenBank genome assembly.
AUGGAAGUUGAAGGGCAUGUUGGAGAAGUGCCUUCCAAGAAGGCAAAUGUUCCCAACAUCAAGCCACAGUUCCCAGUGGCAACUUGGAAAGCUUCAGGGCUCAACUUGAGAGCUUAUAUCAAUGUGGAUGGGCAGCCACAGUGGGUCUAUGAAAGGGUUCACAAGCAUUUGGUUUCAAAUUCUGAAGGGGGUGCAUACCUCAGGAGGAACCUUGAUUCUCUGAAGGGGUUCCUGAAACAGUUCAGUGUGCCAGACAUAGAAUUGGGCUACAAGAAGCUUCACCACCAAGUGAGUGAGGUGGAGCCAUGGCCUGACCACACUGUCACUUCCAGGGCACUGCUUUGCUUGGUGUUCUACCAGGUCACCCACAAGAGGAAUCCUGCAGAGAGCAAGGUGGCAGCUAUCAAAUUGCUUCAAACUUUGGUUUCUUCCCUUUCAUGCCUUGCUAGUGGGCCUUUGGGUUUGAGUUUUGAAGGUGGUGAUGGUGAAUUUCACAGAGUGGAGGUUGGAUUUUCAGCACAGGGGGUGACACAAGAUUGGUGCCAAGUGCUGCACAGGAAUGCUGCAGCUCUUGAGGUGUGGAAGCAGCUUCAAGACACACCAUGGUGCAACUACAGGGUGACCAGCACUGUGGCUGCAUCCACAAUGCAGGAUAUCCUCUUCUUUUUGUGCUACCUGCUUGGCCACCCCAAAUUGAUGGUUUCAAAUUUGAAUCCAUACCUGUCUGUAUGCAAAUAUGUGCUGCCUGACCUUCUGCUAUGGGUGGCAGGCAUGAUGGAUUCAGAGGCCAGGAGGCUAUCAGCCCAACCUUUAGAGGAAUUGCCAAUGCUGAAAACAGUGAAAGGCUCCCACAAAAGAAAAGUUGACCACACAAACAAGUUCAUUUUGCUUGACAAGAUGAGGAAGCACAAGAGUGCCAGGAAGAGGAUAGCUUCUACACAUGACAGUUUGGUGCCACAGCAUUCAGACAUUGUUGAGAGAGAAGCGCACACAGUGGUGUUUCUAUAUUUGCAGAAAGUUUUCAAAACAUUUUCUGACAAGGCUUUGCCCAGACAAUUUGCUGUUUCCUGGGAUCCAUCUGACUAUGGGGGCAAGAACACCCUGGUGAGCACUGUGUAUUCAGUUGCUGCUGACUGUGCAGCAUUUUUGCCAAACCAGCAGAUCAGGAAGCUCACAUUUGCAGACUUACAUGACAGCUUCAUUGAGGAAGCAAAGGCUUCAAAACUUGGAACCUUGGAAGGGUAUUCAGAAAUCAGAGCCUUAUCCCAUGCAUUAUUGCAAGCAACUGGUUGCAGCUUGAUGGAUUUCAGGGUGCCUGAGACUUUGCUGGCAAGACCACUGCAAGAUGGAGAGACCAGGAUCUUCUUUAAUGGUGCUUGGUGCAUUGCUGGGCCUGGAAAUGUGGUCAGGCCUGAGCUGCCACCAGAGCUGGACAUCUCUGCCCUUCCAGCUCUGGUGUCAUGUUCAGACCAGGGCCCCAGCAACACUGCCAGUUUAAAUUUCUUAAUGUAUGGAGGAGAGAGGUUGAUGAUACAAAUUCAGUAUGACUGCUUCCAUCGGGGGUGGAAUGAUCUGAAGCUCAGUGCAAAGAGAUCACUGGGCUACCCAUGGAAAUGCAUGUUGAAGCUUGUCCUCCUCUUCAACAUCAACUAUUCUCCAUUUGGAUCAGGUGGCUUUUUCCACAAAAAACAGUCAGUCCUGGAACAAUUCCUGAGCACAAGGACCUACAAGGAUGCUAGCUUCCAAGCAGCAAUUCCCAAGAUAUGCAGAGAGAGAAAAAUCAAUGAACCAGAAACUGCAGAGGAAGAAGAGGAGAUGUUCAGGGGGUUGGCCCACAUUAGCAAUUUUCAAAAGAAAGGUUCACUGGUUAAGCUUCUCAGAUGGAUGUCAUUUUUUGAAGUGGCUAUGGAGUGGAAAGGAGACUUAUGGGCAACAAAACUCAUAUUGGAAUCUGACACAAGAGAUGCUGACAGUCCUUUGGGGCCUGGUGCAGAGGGCUUGCCAAAGCCAUUGGAGGAGCCACAAGGCCCAGCAAAAGAUCAAAACAAACAAGAUGCCAAGAAGGAGAUGAAUGAUUUGAAGAAGGCAGUUGGGACAUGGAAACUGGCACCAACAAUGGUGACAGAGAGAAACAUUUGGACCUUGGAUAUGUUGCUCCUGGUUUGCAGGGCCACCUGGAAGUGCCAUGCAGAGAGGGCCAGAAACAUUGUGACACCAAACCAGGUGUUAGAAAACAACCUGGCCUGCUGCAGGGCUAACUUUUGGGCCUUUGAGCUGGAGGAAAUGGUCUCAUCAUCACUGUGGAGAAAGGAUGAGUUGAGGCACAUGUAUCCACCCAAAGAGCUUGAGGGCCAGGACAAUGACCCACUUUUGGCUGAGCAUUGUGAUUUUUUCCACAACUUGUUGAGCUGCAGGGCCACUUCCUUGUCUUCAGCAUAUACCUUGCCACCAAUGAGGUGGAAAGCUGUUUUGCUCAGCAACCCUCAAGAGGCUGCAGCUGCAAGGGACAUCUUGCUGACUGAGUGGGAGCUGCUUCUGAGAGCUGAAGCUGCAAGCCUCCACACAGGUAAGAUCACAGCUUUGGAAAAGAUGUACUGGAGGCUCAGCACCUAUGCCAGGGUUCUUUGCAUGGCCCAUGAGAGGGACAAGUGCCAGGGGCUCUCUUGUGAGUCUGGCAGCGCUUUUUCAUUGCAAAUGCUUCUGGCCAAGCACCUUGGAGAUUCAAGAGUCAUAGAGGUGGCCCACCAAAAGGGCCCUGACUUGCAGAGAGUCAGGAGAGACAACACCCUCACCAACAUGACCAUCAUGCAUGGCACCAUCAGUUCAGAUGCUCUUGGCCAGAGAAAUGUCAAUCACCUCCAAGUACUUCCUGAAGAAGUUGUUUUCAGCAAAUCCACCAAGGAGCAAAAUGUGAGGAAACUUCUGACACCAAGUGCACACAAGCUUGACCAGGGAUUUCAAAGGAUGAUGCGCAGAAGGCAGGGGGGAAAUCACUGGCCAUCCCCUGCUCCAGCAAGCCUCUUCCCAAGUUUGGCUGCAACAGAGUGGCUGUUUUCUUUUCUGAAGGGUGAUCACCCUGGCUGUACAUUUGAGGAUGCUUGGAUUUCUUGUGUGGCUGGAAAGUGUGGUGACAUUGUGGCACACCAACCCACUUCAUCCCUGUGGAAGGUGGUUUGCUGUGCUGAAUAUGCUUUCUUGGGCUGGUCCAUGGAUGUUUCAAGCAACAGCACUUUUUUCAUGAGGCCAAACAGGAGAAAGUGUUUCCUUGACUGUGGCCCAAAUGAAAAAAUUGCUGGCCAAAUUCAGUGUUGCCUUGCCAGCCAACACCAGCAAGGCUGGGCUGCAACAAUGUUUGGUGGAGAGUUUUUGUGCAGUGAGGAUGCACAGAAAAAGGCAAUGGAUUCCUUCCAUGCUGCUGCCAGCAAGGAGGAUGUUUUGGACAGUGAUCUGGAAGAGUUGGUGAGCUGUUUGGAUGAUGAGGAUGCAAAUGAGUUGGAUUUGAAAGAGCUGAAAGAGAAAAAAAGGAAAAAGAGAUACCAAACAAAAUCAGCUGCAUCACAGCAACAUGUCCCAGACAGAAGCAAACCUGCCAGGAGAGGGAGAGGCAGGGGCAGAGGGAAAGGGGCUGGCAAGGGCAGAGGGAAAGGGGCUGGCAAAGGCAGGGGCAGAGGCAUCAGAAAAACCAUUGGCAAGAGGCUUGCCAAAGACAGGCCUGCAGAGCCAGCUGGUGCUCCACCAGCCACUGGGCCAGCUGAUGCUGGCAAUGAGUACAGCCCCAGCCCAGGUUUUUCAGAAGGUGUUCCAGACAACACCUUUGCAGACAUUGCUCCUGAAGAUCCAGCCAGUUUGCCCAAUGCAGCAUCAGCUCUUGCUGAAGCCAGUUUGCCACCAGCUGAUGAAAAUAUGCAUGUUGCUGAACAGGGUGAGCAAGCACCCAGUGAGCCAGCUUCAUCUUCAGGUGCAAAUCCACCUCUUCAAGAUCCACCAUCUUCAGGUGCAGAUCCACCUCUUCAACAUCCACCAUCUUCAAAGCAGGGAGCUGCAGAAAGUUGGCGCUUCCUGGUGCGAGAGCAGCCCCCCGAAACCGCGGUGUAG